AUGAUCGACAAACAGGAUGGAGGCUCAACGGGACACGGUCUCACGUGCUGGCUGCUGGAUACAAGAUCAAUAUGGCCUGGAGAGAAGAUUACAGAUUCAGAAUCCGCUCGGGAAGCACUCUCGCUCAUCAGCCAGGAAGAACAAGACCUCAUAAAACGCAAAUACCACGUAGCGGAUGCGCGAAUGAGCCUGGGAUCCGCCCUCCUGAAACGUCUUUUUGUUCACAAAACUUUGAACGUCCCUUGGAAAGACAUCCUCUUCGGCCGAAGACGCGAUCCCAAACAUGGAAAACCAAUCGCCCUACUAAUACCACCUCAAUAUGGCCCUGCGCCCGUAGAAUUCAACGUCAGUCAUCAAGCCGGUCUAGUCGCCCUCGUAGGCUGUUCAACCCAUGAACUCGAUGCCGAAGUCGGCGUAGACAUAGUCUGCGUAAACGAGCGGAACGAUUAUCGCGUUGUCGACGAAGAAGGCUUCGACGGCUGGGUAGACAUGUACGCUGAAAUCUUCAGCACAGAAGAGUGUUUCGAUAUCAAGUACAACGUCGAUCCAUUUCCUCUUCUCGAUGGCACAAUGGUCACACAUGAGAUUCUAGGAAGACACGAUCGUUGUUGUCAUCGAAACGAGCAUUUGAGUGUUACGCUACCGAACGGGGAACAGAGGGAGCUCGAUUCGGAUCUACUCAUUGAUGCGAAACUAAGACGGUUUUACACAUUCUGGUGCUUCAAAGAGGCCUAUAUCAAGCUUGAUGGUGAGGCUUUGCUCGCUCAGUGGAUUCCACAAUUAGAAUUUAAACAUGUUCGUGCACCGAGGCCAGGGACUCCGGCCCGGUGUAGUACACACGGUACCUGGGGUGAGAGAUUCAGCGAUGCGGAGGUUUGGUUCUCGAUGAAGGGAGAGGGGAAGGGACCUGCGGGUAUAAGGGGUUUGAAGAAAGGAGAGUCCAGGAGGUUGGAGGAUACAAGGGUAGAAAUUCAAGCUUUUGAGGAGGAUUUCAUGAUUGGGGUUGCGGCUAGGGAGAGGAGGGAUCCUGUGGUUGAUGGGACUAAGAAGAAGCUUCCGGAUGUGUUGACACACUUCAGGGGACUGCAUUUAGAGGAGGAUGUCAUGAGUGUUGCCAGGAGUGCAUGA
Molecule: messenger RNA, 1128 nt
Organism: Alternaria burnsii
Lineage: Eukaryota; Fungi; Ascomycota; Dothideomycetes; Pleosporales; Pleosporaceae
Product: 4-phosphopantetheinyl transferase
Exons: 2
Coding region: 1-1128 (375 amino acids)
Cellular component (GO): cytosol
Molecular function (GO): magnesium ion binding; holo-[acyl-carrier-protein] synthase activity
Source: RefSeq, a predicted model, not a curated record